This is a messenger RNA of Rhododendron vialii, 628 nucleotides long. RefSeq lists its product as uncharacterized. The record is from RefSeq and is a predicted model, not a curated record. The transcript has a single exon. The coding region runs from base 28 to 363 and encodes 111 amino acids. Lineage: Eukaryota; Viridiplantae; Streptophyta; Magnoliopsida; Ericales; Ericaceae.
UGUGUCUCUCAAGUCUCAACCCAAACAAUGCCGUCGCCGAAGCCCUUCGCGACAGCCCUGGGUACCCUCCGCCUCCGCCUAACCUCCGACCUCCGCCUCCGCGGCGGCAGUGGAGACGGUCCCAGCCGCUGGGCCACCCCCGGCCACCAAGAUCGCCCAAACGGCUACCUCUUCAACCGGCCGCCGGGGCAGGCGAGGAAGUGGGAGGACUGGGAGCUCCCUUGCUACGUCACGAGCUUCCUCACCAUUGUCAUACUCGGAGUGGGCCUCAACGCCAAGCCCGACCUCACCAUCGAGACCUGGGCCCACCAGAAAGCCCUCCAGCGUCUCCAGGCCCAGCAAUUGGCUGAUAAUUCUGAAUGAUUGUUGAAUCUAUUCGGUAAUUUGAUUUACCUUUCUGCCCUGUUUUGAGCGAACGUGUUGGAAAGAAGAUCUUGGCUCUUGAGCAUCUCAAACAGCUUCGGUUUAUUAUUUUUUUAUUUUUUAAAUCUUGAAUUGUUAUAUACUGUAUGUGGAGGAGUUUAUGAUGAUUCUCUGAAUUCGAGUUCCAGUUUUAUGUCUUCGGUGAUACUAAUUGUUUAGCUGUCUGCUUGGGGCAUCGACUAGGAAUUAGUAGCUGAAAAUACUA